AUGAAUUAUUCAAGAAUUAUACUAUCAAUCUCUCUCCUCCUCUCCCUUCUUCAAUCUCUCUCAUUUGCAACCUCAUCCCACGAUGCAUUCAUUCAAUGCCUUGAAAACCAUUCCAAUUCUUCCAUUUCUUCUCUAAUUUACACUCAAAACAACUCCUCAUAUUCCUCAAUUCUCCAAAACUACAUAAGAAACCUUCGCUUCAAUGAAUCCUACACUCCAAAACCCCAAAUCAUCAUCAUCGCCGGCCAAAUUUCCGACAUUCAAACAGCCAUCUUCUGCGGCAAAGCCCACAAAAUGCAGAUGAAAAUCCGAAGCGGCGGCCACGACUACGAAGGCGUGUCGUACUGGUCCGACGAGCCCGACUUCUUCGUCUUGGACAUGUUCCGUCUCCGCUCCAUCGACGUGGAUGUCCAAGACGAAUCCGCUUGGGUCGAGGUCGGGGCGACACUCGGCGAAGUCUACUACAGAAUCGCCGAGAAGAGCCCCGUCCACGGCUUCCCCGCCGGAGUCUGCCCCACCGUCGGCGUCGGCGGCCACCUAAGCGGCGGGGGCUAUGGCAACAUGAUGCGGAAGUUUGGCCUCACCAUCGACAACGUCGUCGACGCGACGAUGGUCGACGUCCGCGGCCGCCUCCUCGACCGGAAGGCCAUGGGCGAGGAACUCUUCUGGGCCAUCACCGGCGGCGGGGGAUCGAGUUUUGGCGUCGUGGUGUUGUAUAAAAUAAAGAUCGUCCGCGUCCCGAACGGGAGGAUGGCCGACAUUCCGCCGUCGGAAAAGCCGUUUCCGCACAGGGCUGGCAACAUUGCGAAGCUGCAAUACGCGACGAACUGGAACGAGCAAGGCGCGGAGGCUGCGAACCGGUACUUGAAUCUCACGAGAGAGCUGUACGAGUUUAUGACUCCGUACGUGUCCAUGGCGCCGCGCGAAGCCUUCUUGAACUACAGAGAUCUUGACAUCGGAGUAAACCACAAUGGGAGGAACAGCUACUUGGAAGGUCUGGUGUUUGGCACGAGCUAUUUCAAGGAGAAUUUCAAUAAGUUGGUGAAGGUGAAGACGAGAGUUGAUAAGGAUAAUUACUUUAGAAAUGAACAAAGUAUUCCGGUAUUCCCAUGGAAGAAAUGAUCGAAUUAAUAUAUGUAUAUGUGAUUGUGAUUGGAAUUGGACUAGUAUAGCUAGAUUUUUUUUAUGGAAUUGAAGAAUAUACAUGUACAGAUGUACUAUCAUUUUAUUGUAAUUAAUAAAUUUAUUAGGCUAUUCAUGUA
Salvia hispanica is the source of this 1262-nucleotide messenger RNA. The record is from RefSeq and is a predicted model, not a curated record. Lineage: Eukaryota; Viridiplantae; Streptophyta; Magnoliopsida; Lamiales; Lamiaceae.